ACAGUUUCCACCCUGCAUAACACACGUUUUUUUCAUACGAAAUAUAGUCAGCUGAUAUUGAAACUCUGAUUACAAUAUUGUCUGUAACUAAAAUAAUCUAUAGCCUACUACACACACUGUCAUGUGAUAAGAGUAGCCUACAUAGUUGGGAAAUUGUAACAUUGUAUCCAUCAUUAUUGAACAUCAAAGGACCGUGCACUAGAGGGAGGAUGUCCGGAUGAAAGAAAUAGCGCAAUUUACUGUACACGGAAGCAUAUCUCCAUUUGCAACAGGCGGCAGUCUAUGUCAAUUAGACAUAGCACGGUAUCGUUUACCUGGUCGGCGUGCAUUACCGAGAAGAGGACCUAUACGUACUGCGGCUUCCCCUGGAGUAACCAUCACAUUAAGGAUUUCGGAAAUUCUGGAAAUCUAACGGAACUCUUUUCAGAGGUAGGUUAUUUGAAGGAGUAAAGUAUCGGAUAAAGGAUUUAGAUGGGGAAUAACUUGCAUGUAUGCUAUUUAUGAGCAUUGAAUAUUACAUAUGGAGAUUCUUAGCAUUUGAAUAACUUCAGUCUUACAGGAUAGACGUAUCUCUGACUAGUUCCCUAAACAGACAAUGUGUCCAAUUCGUCAAUAUGUUAGGAGAUUUACGAUUUCCUGCACGACGACUCUGUAUCAUAGGGUGCUUUUAGCUGGAACUUGAACAACCGUCCACGUAGGCUAGCCUAUUGUAUCAGGUAAACACUGUUGUUCCCAGAGGAAAUUUCCGCGCCAUAGGGCAGCAACUAUAGACCUACUUAGGCUAUACAAGCUACAUCAAGGCGUUAACGUCUGCAGCCUAUGGGCUACAAUUCAUAUGCAAUUAUUGUUUCCAAUAACAUAGAAACAUUUGUCAUUUUCAGCAUAGUGCAUGGCAUGUGUGCAUAGUGUCAUUGGUUGUCAGAUAACGAUCGCGUUAUGUAGUUUAGGCACCAACAACAGAUUAUACAGUUGAAGUCAGAAGUUUACAUACACUUUAGCCAAAUUCAUUUAAAUUCAGGUUUUCACAAUUCCUGACAUGUAAUCCUAGUAAAAAUUCAGGUCAGUUAGGAUCACCACUUUAUUUUAAGAAUGUGAAAUGUCAGAAUAAUAGGAGAUAAUUAUUUAUUUCAGCUUUUAUUUCUUUCAUCACUUUCCCAGUGGGUCAGAAGUUUACAUACACUCAAUUAGUAUUUGGUAGCAUUGUCUUUAAGUUGUUUAACUUGGGUCAAACAUUUCGGGUAGCCUUCCACAAGCUUCCCACAAUAAUUUGGGUGAAUUUUGGCCCAUUCCUCCUGACAGUGCUGGUGUAACUGAGUCAGGUUUGCAGGCAUCCUUGCUCGUACACGCUUUUUCAGUUCUGCCCACACAUUUUCUAUAGGAUUGAGGUCAGGGCUUUGUGAUGGCCACUCCAAUACCUUGACUUUGUUGUCCUUAAGCCAUUUUGCCACAACCUAUGCUUGGGAAGUAUGCUUGUGGUGAUUUUCCAUUUGGAAGACCUAUUUAGCUUCCUGAGUGAUGUCUUGAGAUGUUGCUUCAAUAUAUCCACAUAAUUUUCUAUCCUCAUGAUGCCAUCCAUUUUAUGAAGUCCCUCUUGCAGCAAAGCACCCCCCCAACAUGAUGCUGCCACCCACAUGCUUCACGGUUGGGAUGGUGUUCUUCGGUUUGCAAGCCUCCCCCUUUUUCCUCCAAACAUAACGAUGGUCAUGAUGGCCAAACAGUUCGAUUUUUGUUUCAUCAGGCCAGAGGACAUUUCUCCAAAAGUACGAUCUUUGUCCCUAUGUGCAGUUGCACACCGUAGUCUGGCUUUUUUAUGGCGGUUUUGGAGCAGUGGUCUCUUCCUUGCUGAGAAGCCUUUCAGGUUAUGUCGAUGUUGUUUGUACAGAUGAAUGUGGUACCUUCAGGCGUUUGGAUAUUUCUCCCAAGGAUGAACCAGACUUGUGGAGGUCUACCAUUUUUUUCUGAGGUCUUGGCUGAUUUCUUUUGAUUUUCCCAUGAUGUCAAGCAAAGAGGCACUGAGUUUGAAGGAACUGAGUUUGAAUACAUCCACAGGGACACCUCCAAUUGACUCAAAUGAUGUCAAUUAGCCUAUCAGAAGCUUCUAAAGCCAUGGAAGCUUCUAAAGCCAAGGGAUUUUCCAGGCUGUUUAAAGGCACAGUCAACUUAGUGUAUGUAAACUUCUGACCCACUGGAAUUGUGAUAUAAGCUAAAUAAUCUGUCUGUAAACAAUUGUUGGAAAUAUUACUUGUCAUGCACAAAGUAGAUGUCCUAACCAACUUUCCCAAACUAUAGUUUGUUAACAAGAAAUUUGUGGAGUGAUUGAAAAACAAUUUUUAAUGAUUCCGACCUAAUUGUAUGUAAACUUCCAACUUCAACUGUAUAUUAAUAAGAACAUUAAACAAAUUAAUACCAACAAUAGUUUAUUUUUUGUGAAUUUGCUUUAAUUUAAUUGAGUAAUUUUACAGAGGGGGAUUACAGGUACAAAAACAAGCAAAGAAAUGCAUACAAAAUAACCCCAAUCCAUUCCCCAUCCACCCUCCUGCAUCCUCCCCAUCCAGAAACCAUGCCCCACUUACCCUACCCAAUGAAACUAUGCCUCUCACUCCUUCCCAUUCCACCCACCAAACGAGGUUGCUUAUCAGUCCCACUCCCACCCAUCCAUCCCCAGAGUCUCAAUUGUUCCUUGACUUGCACAUUCAUUCUCGUUGUCGAUCAUUUUAUUGUUAUAACUUAUAGUAGUAACUGUAUCCCCUGGUUAAAUGGGAAAGAAAGAGGUACCAUUUAGACCCCCCCAAAACUCGCUGCAGUAAGGCCUGCCAGCAAAACUUUUCUCUGAUUGAUAGAGAGAUUCAAGGUGCUAUCAUUGUCAGAUAAAAUAAUAGGUGCAAAGCUUUGAAUAUUUAAAUUCAUGCACUUCGAAAUGAAUGUUGUAACUUUGCCCCAGAAGUAAUUUUAAGUGCAGGGCACUCCCACAUCAUAUGAAGGAAUGUGCCUACCUGAUUUAGGGGACACAGUGAAUAGUUGGGAGUUGGGACCAAUUUCAUCAUAAAACGUUUCCUUGGUGUUAAAUACACAGUCUGUGAACACAUUGAUGUAUACAUUUAUGGUUCGGAUUAGGGGAUGCCAUGGUCUUAUUUUUCCAUAUUAUGUUCUAGUUAAAGGGUUUUUCAGAUUCAAUUAGAUCUGUUGACCAUACUUUUUUUAAUGGCUAGCUCAGCGUAUGCACUUUCCAAAAAUAUGUUUUGACUUUAAAGCAAGGAGAUGUUUCUAUUUUGAUAUUGUGAGAGAAAACAUUUGACAGUCAAAAUGAUUUGUUUUUGGAUACAUUGUUAUACAGUGCUAUUCCAGUAAUCCACGGCUAAUCUCUUUCUUUGUCAUUUAACAGUAAACAUACUAGAUGGUGGUCAACUAACACAUAGUAGCCCACUAGCCCACAAUCAAGGUAGAAGUUAGUGAGUUGUGGAUCCCUCAGAGGGAAAUCCCCAAAUUCAGAGACGGUAACCAUCCCAAACUGAAGCAUUGUGAAAAUUACGAUGUGUGUCAGAAUGGGGCUUGUCCUUCACCUAGCCUGUAAUCACAUACCUAGUAUGGUUUGAUUGAUUCAUAAUCUAGGCCUACAGCAGUUGUUAAAUGUUUGGGAGCCAGGUUUAAGGUUAGACACGACUUCUUUUUACUCAUUGUCCUUCUCCACCAUCUCUACCUUUUGUGAUGAAGGCGGGGCUUGAAGGCCCAAGUGGUGCUUGAAUCCGGGACCUUGUGAAAUCUGAAACCCCUUGACAAGAUCAAAUCCAAUUUUAUUUGUCACAUGCACUGAAUACAACUGGUGUAGACCUCUCUCUCUCUCUCUCUCUCUCUCUCUCUCUCUCUCUCUCUCUCUCUCUCUCUCUCUCUCUCUCUCUCUCUCUCUCUCUCUCUCUCUCUCUCUCUCUCUCUCUCUCUCUCUCUCUCUCUCUCUCUCUCUCUCUCUCUCUCUCUCUCUCUCUCUCUCUCUCUCUCUCUCUCUCUCUCUCUCUCUCUCUCUCUCUCUCUCGUGUGUGUGUGUGUGAUCGUGAUGGCAUUGUGUGUGUGAGCCAUGGCCCCCUCUCUGACCACCCUGGGGAAGCUGCCUGUGGUGCGCUGUCGGCUGCUGCAGCGCUACGAGCACCAGCCCUUUGUCUCAUGCCUGGCCGGACUCUACGGCUGUCAAUGGAGACGCUACCAGAGGACCCGCGCCACGCCGGGAGACUGCUGCUGCAGCAAGUUGGAAUGUGCCAGCUUUGCACUCCUCAUCCUGACAUUCUGUCUCACACUGGUCUUCCUCUACUUCUGGAGUGAAGCUCAGAAUGACUACAAUGAUUUUGACUGGUUUAACUUUGGGAACCUGGGUUUCUGGUUCCCCUGGUCUGUGGUGUUGCUGGUCAUCGCUGCCGCCUUCUUCAGCUACAUCACUCUGCUGCUGCUGUUGGCUGUAUGUCUGCUGUCAGAGGGACAGAAGCUGUACCUACACUGGGGCCACAAGGUGACGGCACCAUAUUUACACGUGGGAGGAGUCUUGCUGAUGACACUCCUUUCCUGGCCAAUAGCCUUGCAUUUCUACCACAUCAAUAGGAAAGGUGAGACUUGUGAUUGAGUAGGUGGGGCUUGUUUGAGCAGCUGUAUACAUAAUAUGCUAAUUACAGAGUAGAAUAAGGCAAAUACUGACUUCGAUUGUUGACUCCGGCGCGACAGAGAUGGCCGCCUCGCUUCGCGUUCCUAGGAAACUAUGUAGUAUUUUGUUUUUUAUGUGUUAUUUCUUACAAUGUUACCCCAGAAAAUCUUAGGUUUUAUUACAUACAGUCGGGAGGAACUAUUGGAUAUAAGAGCAACGUCAACUCACCAACACUACGACCAGGAAUACGACUUUCCCGAAGCGGAUCCUCUGUUUGGCCUACCACCCAGGACGAUGGAUUAGACCCAGCCAGCGACGGCGCCGUAGAAGGGACAGACGGAGCGGUCUUCUGGUCAGGCUACGUAGACGGGCACAUCACGCACCGCUCCUGAGCAUACUACUCGCCAAUAUCCAGUCUCUUGAAAACAAGGUAGACGAAAUCCGAGCAAGGGUAGCAUUCCAGAGAAACAUCAGAGACUGUAACGUUCUUUGCUUCACGGAAACAUGGCUCACUCGAGACACACUAUCUACGUCGGUACAACCACCUGGUUUCUUCACGCAUCGCACUGACAGAAACAAGCAUCUCUCUGGUAAGAAGAAGGGCGGGUGUGUAUGCCUUAUGAUUAACGAGACGUGGUGUGAUCAUAACAUACAGGAACUCAAGUCCUUCUGUUCACCUGACUUAGAAUUCCUCACAAUCAAAUGCUGACCGCAUUAUCUACCAAGAGAAUUCUCUUCAAUCAUAAUCACAGUCAUGUAUAUUCCCCUCCCUAAGCAGACACAUCGAUGGCCCUGAAAGAACUUAAUUCGACUCUAUGUAAACUGGAUCCACAUAUCCUGAGGCUGCAUUUAUUGUAGCUGGGGAUUUUAACAAGGAUAAUCUGAAAACUAUGCUCUCCAAAUUCUAUCAGCAUAUCGAUUGUGCAACCAGGGCUGGAAAAACCCUAGGCCACUGUUAUUCUAACUUCCCUGACGCAUAUAAGGACCUCCCCCGCACUCCCUUUGGAAAAGGUGACCACGACUCCAUUUUUUUGCUCCCAGCCUAUAGACAGAAACGAAAACAGGAAGCUCCCGUGCUCAGGUCUGUUCAACGCUGGUCCGACCAAUUGGAUUCCACGCUUCAAGAUUGCUUCGAUCACGUAGACUGGGAUAUGUUCCGCAUUGCGACGAACAACAACAUUGACAAAUACGCUAAUUCUGUGAGCGAGUUUAUUAACAAGUGCAUUGGUGAUGUCGUACCCACAGCGUCUAUUAAAACAUUCCCCAACCAGAAAAUGUGGAUUGAUGGCAGCAGUCGUGCAAAAGUGAAAGCGCAAACCACUGCUUUUAAUAAGGGCAAGGUGACCGGAAACAUGACCGAAUACAAACAGUGUAGCUAUUCCCUCCGCAAGGCAAUCAAACAAGCUAAGCGUCAGUAUAGAGACAAAGUGGAGUCGCAAUUCAAUGGCUCAGACACGAGAGGUGUGUGGCAGGGUCUACAGUCAAUCACGGACUACAAAAAAAAAACCAGCCCCGUCGCGGACCACGAUGUCUUGCUCCCAGACAGACUAAACAACUUUUGCUCGCUUUGAGGACAAUACAGUGCCACUGACACGGCCCGCUACCAAAACCUGUGGGCUCUCCUUCACUGUAGCCAACGUGAGUAAAACAUUUAAAUGUGUUAACCCUCGCAAGGCUGCAGGCCCAGACGGCAUCCCCAGCCGCGUCCUCAGAGCAUGCGCAGACCAGCUGGCUGGUGUGUUUACGGACAUAUUCAAUCAAUCCUUAUCCCAGUCUGCUGUUCCCACAUGCUUCAAGAGGGCCACAAUUGUUCCUGUUCCCAAGAAAGCUAAGGUAACUUAGCUAAAUGACUACCGCCCUGUAGCACUCACUUCCGUCAUCAUGAAGUGCUUUGAGAGACUAGUCAAGGACCUUAUCACCUCCACCCUACCUGACACCCUAGACCCACUCCAAUUUUCUUACCGCCCUAAUAGGACCACAGACGACUCCAUUACACUGCACACUGCCCUAACCCAUCUGGACAAGAGGAAUACCUAUGUAAGAAUGCUGUUCAUCGACUACAGCUCAGCAUUUUACACCAUAGUAACCUCAAAACUCGUCAUUAAGCCCGAGACCCUGGGUCUCGACCCCGCCCUGUGCAACUGGGUCCUGUACUUCCUGACGGGCCGCCCCCAGGUGGUGAGGGUAGUUAACAACAUCUCCACCCCGCUGAUCCUCAACACUGGGGCCCCACAAGGGUGCGUUCACUGGGGCCCCACAAGGGUGCGUUCUCAGUCCUCUCCUGUACUCCGUGUUCACCUACGACUGCGUGGCCACGCCUCCAACUCAAUCAUCAAGUUUGCAGACGGCACAACAGUGGUAGGCUUGAUUACCAACAACGACGAGACAGCCUACAAGGAGGAGGUGAGGGCCCUCGGAGUGUGGUGUCAGGAAAAUAACCUCACACUUAAUGUCAACAAAACAAAGGAGAUGAUCGUGGACUUCAGGAAACAGCAGAGGGAGCAACCCUCUAUCUACAUUAACGGGACAGUAGUGGAGAGGGUGGAAAGUUUUAAGUUCCUCGACGUACACAUCACGGACAAACUGAAUUGGUCCACCCACACAGACAGCGUGGUGAAGAAGGUGCAGCAGUGCCUCUUCAACCUCAGGAGGCUGAAGAAAUUUGGCUCGUCACCACCAAAAACACUCACAAACUUUUACAGAGGCACAAUCGAGAGCAUCCCGUCGGGCUGUAUCACCGCCUGGUACGGCAACUGCGCAGCCCAUAACCGUAAGGCUCUCCAGAGGGUCGUGAGGUCUGCACAACGCAUCACCGGGUGCAACCUACCUGCCCUCCAGGACACCUACACCACCCGAUGUCACAGGAAGGCCAAAAAGAUCAUCAAGGACAACAACCACCCGAGCCACUGCCUGUUCACCCCACUAUCAUCCAGAAGGCGAGGUUAGUACAGGUGCAUCAAAGCUGGGACCGAGAGACUGAAAAACAGCUUCUAUCUCAAGACCAUCAGACUGUUAAACAGCCAUCACUAACAUUGAGUGGCUGCUGCCAACACACUGACUCAACUCCAACCACUUUAAUAAUGGAAGAAUUGAUGUAAUCAAUUUAUCACUAGCCACUUUAUAUAAUGUUUUUAUACCCUACAUUAAUCAUCUCAAAUGUAUAUACUGUACUCUAUACCAUCUACUGCAUCUUGCCUAUGCCGUUCGGGCAUCACUCAUUCAUAUAUUUUUAUGUACAUAUUCGUAUUCAUUCCUUUACACUUAAUGUAUUUGUUGUGAAAUGGUUAGGUUAUAUUACUUGUUAGAUAUUACUGGUGGUUGGAACUAGAAGCACAAGCAUUUCGCUACACUUGCAUUAACAUCCGCUAACCAUGUGUAUGUGGCAAAUACAUUUGAUUUGAUUCAAAACUAGGGCAAGGAAGGAAACUUCAGAGGUUUUUUAUUUCAACAGUGAACAUCUCUGAUGUGUGAAACUUUAGGGAGGUUUUCUAUCUCAACAGUGAACAUCUCUGAUGUGUGAAACUUUAGGGAGGUUUUCUAUCUCAACAGUGAACAUCUCUGAUGUGUGAAACUUUAGGGAGGUUUUCUAUCUCAACAGUGAACAUAUCUGAUGUGUGAAACUUUAGGGAGGUUUUCUAUCUCAACAGUGAACAUCUCCGAUGUGUGAAACUUUAGGGAGGUUUUCUAUCUCAACAGUGAACAUCUCUGAUGUGUGAAACUUUAGGGAGGUUUUCUAUCUCAACAGUGAACAUCUCUGAUGUGUGAAACUUUAGGGAGGUUUUCUAUCUCAACAGUGAACAUAUCUGAUGUGUGAAACUUUAGGGAGGUUUUCUAUCUCAACAGUGAACAUCUCUGAUGUGUGAAACUUUAGGGAGGUUUUCUAUCUCAACAGUGAACAUAUCUGAUGUGUGAAACUUUAGGGAGGUUUUCUAUCUCAACAGUGAACAUCUCUGAUGUGUGAAACUUUAGGGAGGUUUUCUAUCUCAACAGUGAACAUAUCUGAUGUGUGAAACUUUAGGGAGGUUUUCUAUCUCAACAGUGAACAUCUCCGAUGUGUGAAACUUUAGGGAGGUUUUCUAUCUCAACAGUGAACAUCUCUGAUGUGUGAAACUUUAGGGAGGUUUUCUAUCUCAACAGUGAACAUCUCCGAUGUGUGAAACUUUAGGGAGGUUUUCUAUCUCAACAGUGAACAUCUCUGAUGUGUGAAACUUUAGGGAGGUUUUCUAUCUCAACAGUGAACAUAUCUGAUGUGUGAAACUUUAGGGAGGUUUUCUAUCUCAACAGUGAACAUCUCUGAUGUGUGAAACUUUAGGGAGGUUUUCUAUCUCAACAGUGAACAUCUCCGAUGUGUGAAACUUUAGGGAGGUUUUCUAUCUCAACAGUGAACAUCUCUGAUGUGUGAAACUUUAGGGAGGUUUUCUAUCUCAACAGUGAACAUAUCUGAUGUGUGAAACUUUAGGGAGGUUUUCUAUCUCAACAGUGAACAUCUCUGAUGUGUGAAACUUUAGGGAGGUUUUCUUUCUCAAC
Molecule: messenger RNA, 9151 nt
Organism: Oncorhynchus keta (chum salmon)
Lineage: Eukaryota; Metazoa; Chordata; Actinopteri; Salmoniformes; Salmonidae
Product: glycerophosphodiester phosphodiesterase domain-containing protein 5-like
Exons: 6
Coding region: 4070-4606 (178 amino acids)
Cellular component (GO): membrane
Molecular function (GO): 2-oxoglutarate-dependent dioxygenase activity; methyltransferase activity; glycerophosphodiester phosphodiesterase activity
Source: RefSeq, a predicted model, not a curated record